Messenger RNA from Haliaeetus leucocephalus (bald eagle), 4377 nucleotides. It is a transcript of the gene DDA1, whose product is annotated as DET1 and DDB1 associated 1. The transcript has 5 exons. Gene Ontology annotation, biological process: positive regulation of proteasomal ubiquitin-dependent protein catabolic process. Lineage: Eukaryota; Metazoa; Chordata; Aves; Accipitriformes; Accipitridae. Gene Ontology annotation, cellular component: Cul4-RING E3 ubiquitin ligase complex. The record is from RefSeq and is a predicted model, not a curated record. Bases 168 to 476 code for a protein of 102 amino acids.
CCUCAGCGCCGCGCUGAGUGACGGGCGCGACGCCCAAUAAGAGACGAGGGUGGCGAGGCGCGGGCCAAUAGAGACGCGCGGGGCGGGCAGCGGAGGCAGUGGGUGGGUUGAGGCGCGGCGAGCGGCGGGGGAGGGGCGGCUCCUCACGGCUGGUGGCGGCGGCGAAGAUGGCAGAUUUUUUGAAAGGAUUACCAGUCUAUAACAAAAGCAACUUCAGCAGAUUCCAUGCGGAUUCUGUAUGUAAAGCAUCAAAUAGAAGACCAUCGGUAUAUCUUCCCACGAGAGAAUAUCCAUCUGAACAAAUCAUAGUAACAGAAAAGACAAAUAUACUUUUGCGUUAUUUACAUCAGCAGUGGGACAAAAAGAAUGCAGCAAAGAAGAGAGAUCAAGAGCAAGUGGAAAUAGAAGGUGAGAAUUCGGCGCCGCCACGGAAAAUCGCUCGGACAGACAGCCAGGAUAUGAAUGAGGACACUUAAACUCUUGGCUUUCUCCUCUACUACUUUGCAGGCGCUUCCUGUUUUGUCUCAAAGUGUGUAAAGUUUGCCCCUUGCCCCCAUCUCUCACCCCUCCACUACGCAGCCCAAACCACUUCUGACUUUAUAGGAGCCAACGUAUUUAUUUCUUUUUUUCUCUCCAUUUUUUAUUUAUGCCGUAAAACUUACGGAGCAGUGGUGGAACAAUUCAGUAAAUGGUGUAGUAUAACCUUAGUUCCUCCUUUCUAAAUAUACACUGUCACUUUCACAGGUUUUGUUGAAUCUGUUACCUAAUCAACCAGGUCUAGCUAUGAGAGCCUGGGUAGGAGAAGUGGGUUAUUACAGAACCCUUCAGUGAUAUAGGCUCUCUGAUUCAUGUACCUGUUGACAUAUUACAAGUCGUUAACUCUUCUUUGGAUGUGCCCAGUCCAGCCAUAAGUGUGGGGCCUCACUAUUUUUCUCAAAUAUCUUGAAACUGGCACUGCACUAAAAAAAUCAUGGGUGUCAUUUAGGGUUAUGUUGAUCUUGGCAAACGUGUUGUCAACUUGAUAUAUCAGUUGUAUUCUUUUGGUCUGUUCUGUAAGGGCCACGGUCAUUUGGCAGCGUACAUUAUCUCAUGCACCAGUGGUCAUGGAGAAUUCAAGUGAAAGGUGUGUUGCUUUUGUUGCUCUUAAAUUCUAACCGUCUCUUGGUCUUGAACGGACUGAUAUGUGCAACUUCUCCAUUGGAAUAAAAGGAUACUCUUAUCCUAUUCUGAGUAUUUGAUCAACAGUGUAUUUAAGCAGCAGCUGAUGGAAUGGAGUUGGGUAGGCAUCCUGCAGGCAGCGCUUGGCUGGAUUAAGUCUGGGAGCACCUCGGCAACUAGAUCUAGUUCUCUGUCUCAAUUGCCAGCUCUGAAUAAUGGUACGUUGUAUUUUCCUGCAAUAUCAGCAUGUCUGGAAUGGAGUUCAGGACUUGGAGUUGAUCAAAAUGUGAGCUUCCAUGGUCUCUGAUGAAGACCAAUCUCUUUUGGACUGUGACAGUUCAGUGCCUGUUGCCUGUUACCCUUCACUGACUUCAACAAGAGCCAAAAUGGAGACCUGUAAGUCGUCUAGGUGGAUUCAGAGGUUCAGAGACUAAAAAGGAAAUGAGCAUUGUCACCUGAAGGGGACAGGAAAGGUGUAGCUUAGUAAUGAUGUCUUGUCUGCUUUAACGUAAGAAGCUGACUUCACACUGUGUUAGUUUAAAUUGUUGCAUUUAUAGCUGUGUUUUUUUCCUCGUUGACAAAUCCUAAACACCAAUUCAAGAAAUCGCACGAACGUUUUUCUAGAGAUCCUGGAUAAGGCUUGUUCCGAGUGGCCGCAGUGGCUGCGAGCUUUGAGGGUUUCUGCUGUCCCCUUCUCCACAGCAUCCCCGUCCAACCAGGGGAUGCCACAUGUGCAGGUUUGGGGGCAAAGGGAACCCGAAGGUUGAUAAACUGUUGCUGACGACAGUAUGUUGCAAGGCAGAACCUUAGGAAGAGCAGGGCACAGCUCACAUUGCAAUUUUAAAUGUAUAUUAGGCACCAAGUUUCUUAUGCAGUGAGUGAAUUUAACACUGAGUAGUUUAGAACUUUGUAUCUGCCUCAAAAAAUGUUACCUUUUUGCUAUGGCAGUAACCUCCAAAUUUCUGGAAUGUCUUUGAAAAUGCCAACUGUGUUGGUGAAGAUAAAAUAUACUCGGGUUUCUGUGUGAUUUACUGGCGAUUGCAAGAGGACUCCUCCCCGAGUUACGCUGUCAAAAAGUGCUUUUGUGCAAAGUGCAAGAUGGUGACUGAAGAUGCCGUGUUAGCAUCCAGCUUCGCAGGGAUUAUCUGAAGCUGAAACUGAAGAAUCCUUUGAAGAGCUGUGAGAUACCAAAAGAGGAAACGGAAGUGCAGCUGGUGGUAAAGUGUGACCAAUUUGUGUGUUUAGCAAAGCUUGAGAGCUGCAGCCUUGCAGUAAUGUUUGUACAGUGCUUUAAAGUUGUAAAAAGCUGUAUAAUUCUUCAGUGAUAUGGCAAGGUUUGAGCUUUGCUGACUUCUCUGCUAGACAGAGUGAUGUACUAUUAAAGAGAGUUGGCAGUUCCUUCCUGUUGUAAACCCCCGUCUUUGUUCCCUCUGUGUCUUUUAAAAAUGAUCUUGUUGGUUAUGGGAGCCUUUGAAAUAUUUCAGAUAUUUUUAGGAGGUAAAAGACAGUUGCCUUUCAAAGUAGUUCUGAAGUGAUGGAGAAACAAGUCUUCAAAGCGAUGUAACUUUUAAGUGUCAAACUGGUUGGGUUUUGGUUUUUUUUUUGCAUUGGUGGCUGUGUACAAGCAGUAUGGAUUUCUGAUACCCACAGUGAGUCUUUUCUACACCCCAUCCAAUCUGAAGCGAGAGCUCCCUUUCUUCUUCCUUCUCCAACUCACUUUCCAUGCUGCUGCUGCCUCAAGAGUGCUGUCCUCGAGCUGUUGCACUUUGAUCCUGUAUUCACGUCUGUUUAAUACAUGGUAAGUGUAUUGGGUUUGAAUGUUGCAUGGAAGAUCUUAUUUGCCUAACUGUGACUUCCUGGUGCCUUAGUGCAUUGAAAACAACAAAAAAUGUUUAAAAAAACAAACCCUGGGUUUUUGCUGACUGCACUGUUUGUAUAAUACCUAGCUCCUCUGACUUCCUUCCAACUCUCUUGUUACAAAGUGACUGAGAUUUAGUGACCCUCAGGGGGUUUUUCUAUAUGUCUGCAUAGUGGUAUUUUUAUUGUUUCUGUUACCAGUGUAUACUAAAGGUUUGGAUUUUUUAAUGAAAACUUAAAGAUACUUGUCGGAGAUCAGAAUUUUGUUUUUUUUAGUUGAAUAGUGCAUCUUUUCUCAAAAUUCGAAGCAGCAGAAACAUGUUUCUUGAUAUCAAGGGACAAUGAGUCCGUCUAGGAGCAGCCCCUUCCAGCAGACUGUCCUGUUCGCAGGCGUCUGUCCUGUUUUAAACAGUGCUGGAGCUUGUGCCCAAUGUGAGCAAUUAGAUGUGUGCUGGGUACAUUUAGAAUAUUAAAAAGUUGGGCACUGCCUUUUUCUAACAUAAAAAUACACUAGUGACUGAUGUGCAGGGAAACUAAAGUUUUGUUUAGGUUAAUUCUUGAUAUUGUAUGAUCACUUUUUUUAGGGGAGAAAUAGUUUUGAAAAACUACUCACAUUAAGAGUUAAGAGGUGGAAAAAUGUUGAGAGAAAGAAUGGACUUUAACAUGUUCUAUGAAUUCACAGCUGAGGGGACAGGUAACUGUCUGAGCAGCAAAGUCUGUGUUUGUUUGCAUCGAUGGUUGACUCCUGGAGUGUGCUGGGUCAGUUUAUUAUGUCAGAGUACGUUCAGUCAGGUAACGUUGGCAUGUUCAGCUUUCAAGGUGUUUCCUGUUUCUUUCUGUGGAAGUUUUUCGAGACCCUAACGAACGAUGCCCUGAGCGACCUGCUCUGCGUUUGGUAUCGCCCGUGCUUUGAGCUGGAGGCAACCUCCUGGGGUCCCUUCCAACUGAUAAACACUGGGAAGUGCAAAAUGCAGCAGAACCUGUGGCUAGAAGGUUUGUUUUUGUACAAAGCUGGCAAGCUGUGGAAGACUGUUAGCAAGGCUUAUGGAGUCUGCAAGCAUGUGCAAAAGUUUUUGACAAGCCCUGAAACCACAUUGUGCUAUCAAGAACAGCGAGUGGCAGGAUGGGGAUUGAGACCAGGAGGGGAGGAAGGGAGCCGUUCAGCUCCCCAUCUGUCUGACGCUGCAGCUCAGCCUGGACCGAGGCUGUUGUGGGUCUAAACUCUACCACAGGAGUAUUGAAGGUGGGCAGAAGUUUUUAGAUGUAUUUCACUAACAGGAUGCAUUUAGAUGCAUUUCACUGUAAGAGGACAGGCUUUUAGAAUAAUUUAGAUGUGUUAAAUCUGAUUUAAAAAAAAAAAAA